Brassica napus (rape) is the source of this 2426-nucleotide messenger RNA. Its product is annotated as E3 ubiquitin-protein ligase ATL42-like. Bases 1158 to 2426 code for a protein of 422 amino acids. NCBI's taxonomy places the organism in Eukaryota, Viridiplantae, Streptophyta, Magnoliopsida, Brassicales, Brassicaceae. The record is from RefSeq and is a predicted model, not a curated record. The transcript has a single exon.
GAUUCCGAGCCUUGGAAAAUUAACGGACCAACCGUCAGACAGGAUGGGGCCCACGGGCUGAGAGAGCAGGCGUGGAUAGCCCAUUUGCUGUGGGCAGUCGGGGCGUUAUAAGUGGUAUCAGAGCUGGUUAGCCAUCUCAGUUCUGACCUGAGAGGCGUCUUGAGACCUGUCGUGGGCCGCAACAAGGACGUUGCGUUCUUUGAGACGGGGUGAAUUGUAACAUCCCGAGUUGUGAUAUGUGAAAUGGCUUAAGAGAAUUGAUUUGGCUACCUAUGUCACCAAAGUUAACUUACCUUUUCCAUCACACAUUCGUUUAGAAUUCCAGAGUUAAUCGUGUUUGGGCUGGAAUAGUGAAAGGAUGGGUGACCUAUCGGGAAGUGAUUCGCGAUACCGUGCGAGUGAGGCCAAAGCACGGGGAAAGGUCGGGUGGUGAUUGCAGGAUCAGUAAACAAUGAUUCCGAGCCUUGGAAAAUUAACGGACCUACCAUCAGACAGGAUGGGGCCCACGGGCCGAGAGAGCAGGCGUGGGUGGCCCAUUAGCUGUGGGUAGUCGGGGCGUUAUACUUUUUUGGGUUAAAAUAAAUGUUUAAUCAUCUGUGAUAUUAGAAACCCACUGAUUUAAGAAAUGGGCUUUAAUACGUUGAAACAAAUCUAAGAUCAUUGGUUUAUCAACCAUUGUCAAGAGUGAAACACAGAUCCAAGCCAUCACACUCAAUCAUGAAAAUGGAAUUCUAUGCAACUGGUGGUUGACUUUCUAUACUUUCGGCGAGUGCAAGAAACCUCAUUUUAUAUUUAUUUUAAGUUGCAUUGCCAAUUAAUCUGUCAACAACUAUCAUUUAUAAGUAAUAAGAAUAUAAUUUUUCUUGGUUAUAAGUUAGUGAUGGCUUUCCAUAUAGAAAUAUUUUGGUAGGGUACUAAUUUUUUUUAAAUAGUUUCUAGACCAAGAACCAAACUAAAAAUCCAAAUGUGCCAUGCAAGUUGUAAUUUUAAAUAUAGAUGACAAACAAGUUCUGUAUAUUCUAUAGUCUUGAGUAUGUAUCGUAGAUGACGUAAUUUAUAUUAAUCAAUCUCUCUAACAUAAUCUCAUUUGCUUCUGCAAUAAAACUAUUUCAAAACCUAAACCUUUCCAAGAAAAAUAAGAAAAACAUCUUCUUACGAUGUAUCAAAACAUCUUCUUCUUCUUUCUGACAACCUUGCACAGCUAUUACUAUGUCUCUGCUCAGCGUCCUGCUCCUCCGCUCACAAACGGCGACCUCGUCGCCAAUUUCGAGCCGAGUUUGGCCGUCGUCACCGUAGUUCUCGCCAUCAUGUUCUCGCUCACUUUCUUCCUCCUCGUCUACGCUAAGUGCUGCCACAUCGAUCUCCGGUCAAGAACCGGCGACGGAAGACGGCAAGAUCGCCGGAGCAUACAAGGAAUAUUCGUUAACCGGUCAACUAACUCGUCGGACCGGUUCUCCGGUUUAGACAGAACAGUAAUCGAGUCACUUCCUCUGUUCAGGUUCUCUGCUUUGAAAGGAUCAAAACAAGGGCUUGACUGUUCUGUUUGCUUGUCUAAGUUCGAAAGUGUCGAGAUUCUUAGAUUGCUGCCAAAAUGUCGUCACGCUUUCCACGUCGGAUGCAUCGAUCAGUGGCUUGAGGAGCACGCUACGUGCCCUCUAUGCAGAGACAGAGUCUCGAUAGAAGAAGAGUACUCUAUUUACGGAAACAGUUUUCGGUUCUUGAAUCAGUCUGAGGUGAGAGAUGAUUCGAGCUUGGAGCUUUACAUCGAAAGAGAAGAACAAGAAGAAGAAGAAGUUGGUGGGUCAUCGAGAUUCAGCGUCGGAGAUAGUUUUCGGAAGAUUCUUAAAUUAGGUCAUAAAGAGAAACCCUUACUUGAUCAACACGGAAACGAUAAAGACGAGAGGAAGCUGAUGCAUAAGUUCAAUCAUAGGAUCAUUGUGUCUGAUGUUGUGUUCAAGAAUCGUUGGAGCAAUGUGAGUACGUCGGAUUUGAUGUUUUUGAACUCGGAAAUGGUUAGUUCGAUUUCAAGCCAGAGGUUCUUAUCGAUGGAUCGAGUUAAGAGAGGUGAUGAAGAGGGUGGAAGAGGUAUCUUGGGAGUCAAGGAAGAGAUGGAAGAGAAGAGAAUGUUGGAGAACAAGUUGAGUACGAUGAAAACUAUGUUGUUGUCGGAAAAUGGAGAGUCUGGUUCGAAAGCAAGAAGCGUUAUGGUCGAGCCAGGAAGAAGAUCGGUCUCUGAGAUCACUACAGUUCCUAGACUCAGUGUUGCGGUUCAUGGAGAUUAUAGCGGUUUAACCGCAGUGACUGCGUUAGAAACGGAGAGAAGACGGCGUUUGUGGCUGCCGAUCGCUAGAAACACAGCACAAUGGUUUGCUAAUAGAGAAUUAAGAAAGCAAAUUAACAUAACACACCUACACUUAGAUGUUUAG